GAGCCUACACCCUUCGCGCUCCCUUGUGGCUUGUGCAACUCUCGGAGGAACCGACGCCGAAAGCCCUAAGGAGGAGAGGCGUGUCCUCAGAACGAGAGUCCCCAUUGGCUUCACUGCUGGCAGAGGGUUAGAUGGUGCAGCCGCUCUUGUUGUUCAUUCGUCCGAUGAUUCCAUGGGGUGGGACUUGGCUGGGCCUAAAUUUGAUCCGCGGUCCGGGACCGGUUUCUGGGCAAAGCUGCCAUGAGUUCCCGGGGCCGCGGGCGGCCCCGGCUACGGCUCGGGGAACGCGGCCUCUUGCAGACACCCACGCCCCCCAGUCGCCGCCUGCUACCGCGGGCGCGGCUGUUGCCCCUGCUGCUGCUGGUGCUGGCCCUGGCCUCGGCGUUCUACACCGUCUGGAGCGGCUGGCACCACCACCGGAGUGAGGAGCUGCCUCCGGGUCCGGAUCUGCGGGGCCAGUUGAUCGGAAGCCUCCCCGAAGCCCGAAUGCGGAGGGUGGUGGGGCAACUGGACCCACAGCGUCUCUGGAACACGUAUCUGCGCCCCCUGCUGGUUGUAAGGACUCCUGGCAGCCCAGGCAAUCUCCAAGUCAGAAAGUUCCUGGAGACCACUUUACGGGCGCUGACGGCAGGCUGGCACGUGGAGCUGGAUGCCUUCACAGCCUCGACGCCCCUGGGGCUCCUGAACUUUGCCAACGUGGUGGCCACGCUGGACCCUGGGGCUGCCCGUCACCUCACCCUUGCCUGCCAUUAUGACUCGAAGUUCUUCCCAUCUGAGUCGGCCCCCUUUGUGGGGGCUACGGAUUCAGCUGUGCCCUGCGCCCUGCUGCUGGAGCUGGCCCGGGCCCUCGACCAGGAGCUGAGCAGAGCCAAGGGUCGGGCAGCCCCGGUGACCUUGCAGCUGCUCUUCUUGGACGGCGAAGAGGCGCUGAAGGAGUGGGGACCCAAGGACUCCCUCUACGGCUCCCGGCACCUGGCCCAGCUCAUGGAGUCUGCACCCCACAGUCCGGGCCCUACCAGGAUCCAGGCUAUAGAGCUCUUUGUGCUGCUGGAUCUCCUGGGAGCCCCCCAUCCAACCUUCUACAGUCACUUCCCUCACUCAGCCCGCUGGUUCCAUCGGCUGAAAAGCAUCGAGAAGCGCCUGCACCGGUUGAACCUGCUGCAGUCUCAUCCUCAGGAAGUGAUGUACUUCCAGCCCGGGGAGCCCCCCGGCUCUGUGGAAGAUGACCACAUCCCUUUCCUCCGCCGAGGGGCUGAAUGUGUUGGCACAAAACGUGAAGACCUUUCUUGGACCGGCGCCCGGCACACAAGGAACAUUUAUUUGAGAAUGGGUCCCAGUGCUCCACCUCAUCUCCACGCCCUUCCCCUCUGUCUGGCACACGCCCAACGACUCGGAGGCCAACCUGCACCCACCCACGGUCCACAACCUGAGCCGCAUCCUUGCCGUGUUCCUGGCCGAAUACCUGGGACUCUAGCCUGCCGGGCUGACCUUGAAGGAGAAGCGUCCAGCAGGGCCUGUGGCAAGGACACCCAGAGCCAGCAGAGCUCAGGCUAGCCCACCGUGGGUGUGCUGGCUUGUCCUUUUUAAUACCUUAGGCUCUACUCGUGCUGUGAUCGGAAGACCCUCUUUCCUUUGACCACCUCAAGCUGCCGCUCCCCAAAGACCUAGAAGAGACCGCUGUGGGGUGAAAGCCAAGGGAAUAUGAGGUUGGGCCCUGCCCUGAGGGAGACACUGGUCUGAAGGUUUGCAAGGACCAAGUGCUGUUCUCAGGUUUGAUCGGCAAACCGCGGACCGGCAUGGGGACCAGCAACACCACUGAACCCAACGAAGUCUCUCCGGCCUUUCUCUACGUGGCUGUUCGUUCUCCAGAACGGCAGCCUGGCCAUGGCACUAGUCGGUCCAGACCUAACUCCCACAGAGGACGUGCUGGAAGCAGGAACAGAGAACAGGGAGCCUGUCCUUGGGAUGCUGCAGACCCAGUGGGCAAUGAACUAGUGUUCAUGCAAAAUGUACUCUGCAGAACUAGCCUAGUAGGUGUUGCAUGAAAAAAGACCAAAGAAACCGGGUGAGACCACAUUAAACGAGUUUCUACAUUGCA
Molecule: messenger RNA, 2098 nt
Organism: Artibeus jamaicensis (Jamaican fruit-eating bat)
Lineage: Eukaryota; Metazoa; Chordata; Mammalia; Chiroptera; Phyllostomidae
Gene: QPCTL
Product: glutaminyl-peptide cyclotransferase like
Exons: 8
Coding region: 241-1554 (437 amino acids)
Molecular function (GO): glutaminyl-peptide cyclotransferase activity; zinc ion binding
Source: RefSeq, a predicted model, not a curated record